Molecule: messenger RNA, 1785 nt
Organism: Aspergillus pseudoviridinutans
Lineage: Eukaryota; Fungi; Ascomycota; Eurotiomycetes; Eurotiales; Aspergillaceae
Product: phosphatidylinositol-3-phosphate-binding protein BEM1
Exons: 4
Coding region: 1-1785 (594 amino acids)
Biological process (GO): conjugation with cellular fusion
Cellular component (GO): mating projection tip
Molecular function (GO): protein binding; phosphatidylinositol binding
Source: RefSeq, a predicted model, not a curated record
AUGAAGGCCAUCAGGCGAUCUCUCAAAGGGGAAAAGGACCCCAAACCUCAUCACCACCACCAUCUUUCAAUCACUCCCAAGUCAGCCAUUGCGAUUCUGCCCCCCAAGAAGGUGAUCAAAGCUCUCUACGACUACCAACCAGAACCCGGGAACACGCAAGAAUUAGCGUUCAGCAAGGGCGACUUCUUCCACGUUAUCAGCAGGGAGGACGACUUGGACUGGUACGAAGCGUGCAAUCCUCUCAUCCCUAGUGCCAGGGGGUUGGUACCUGUCUCCUUUUUUGAGGUCAUCGGCAAGAACGAAAGAGAUAGUGGCGGGUCGGUCGAUCUUCAUAAGAAGAAAGAGUCGCACGACUCGGGUUUCUCAGAUCGUGGUCCCGCUCGGUUUCCAUCCCCCGACCAUACUCCCACGCAACUUCAGCACCCCAGGAUGUCGACGUUAGGAAAGGGCUCGAGCGCCAUGGUCUAUGGUAUCGUCCAGUAUGACUUUCAGGCAGAGCGACCGGAUGAACUCGACGCGAAAGCAGGGGAAGCGAUUAUUGUCAUCGCCCAAUCCAACCCGGAGUGGUUCGUCGCAAAACCUAUCGGUCGUCUGGGUGGUCCCGGGUUGAUCCCCGUCUCCUUCAUCGAACUUCGGGACAUGCAAACCGGUCAAGCGGUAACCGAUCCUUUAGAGGCAGUCAAGCGGGCCGGUGUACCAAGGGUCGAAGAAUGGAAGAAAAUGACGGCAGAAUACAAGAACAGCAGCAUCACCCUCGGCAAGAUUGACUCGGCCGCAGCAACAAUGCAGUCCGUGACCUCUGGAGUUGAGAAGAUGUCCAUGGGGCGCAACAGCGCCGGCCACGCAAGCCAAAAUGGGACUGCCUACGGCUAUCAUAAUCGGAACGCGAGCAAAGCGUCCCUACCUCAACACCUGUCGCAGCCGCCGAUGCAGAAUCACCAUCAGCCUCUGGUCGCUCCGGUAGCCGCAUCCAUUCCCCGGUACUGCUUCGAUAACGACAAGUAUUGGUAUAUUAUUGAGGCCAAGAUGGAGGACGGCCGCUGCUGGGAGUUGUCCCGUUAUUAUCAUGACUUCUAUGAUUUUCAGAUUGCGCUUCUGACCCAAUUCGAGGAGGAGGCCGGAAAUCGAGGCAAGCCGCGCACAUUGCCGUUUAUGCCCGGACCUGUGACGCAUGUCACCGACGCGAUCUCCAACGGCCGCCGCCAGAACCUGGACGAAUACAUAAAGAAGCUCCUGGCCAUGCCUCCUCAUAUCUCCCGCUGCCAACUGGUCCGUCAGCUUUUCGCACCUCGCCCAGGUGACUUUGAAAUUGACCCGAGCGCGUUUGGAGAAGAUGCUCGGUACUCCGGUGGCUCACACCAUUCCUCCACGCAGGAGGCAUCGCGCAGCGCCUCCCGCCAGUCAUCUCAGGCUCAGAUGAGCUCGCACCCCGACCGAACUUCGCACCAGCGCAGUCAGCCAUCCAUCUCGCAUCCGGCUGACAGACCAGCGGCGAUGAACCGACAGGCCAGCUCUCUCACCCAAGUGUCGACAGCCUCAAGCGGGGGCGCCAUGAAAGUCAAGGUAUUCUUCCAGGACGACUUGAUUGCCAUUCGUGUCCCUAGCGACAUCAGUUACCAGCAGCUCCGGGAGAAGCUCUUAGAUCGUCUCAAGGUCAAUGAGGAAAUCGUGGUGCAAUAUAAGGACGAACCAUCCGGCGCGUACAUGGACCUGAACAACGACAGUGACCUUGACACCGCCAUUCAGCGGAAUUCCAAGCUCACCCUAUACGUCGGGCUUGCAUAA